This is a messenger RNA of Oldenlandia corymbosa var. corymbosa, 3279 nucleotides long. The record is from the annotation of a GenBank genome assembly. NCBI's taxonomy places the organism in Eukaryota, Viridiplantae, Streptophyta, Magnoliopsida, Gentianales, Rubiaceae.
CGACUAUUGAAAUUUCACAAGUGCAGUAUUCAAAAUCUGAAAAAAAUCCAAACAUAGAAAAUCAAAAUUUAUUGGAAUCAGAUUCUUUGGAGUAAGAUUAAAAAAAAAACUAUUCAUUUUAUUAAGAAUUUAAUUUCUCUGGUCGGUCCUACUACUGGUGAAAUCUAUCCAGAAGGACCAGAACCCUCCAUCCAUAUUCUCAGUCUUUAAUCCGUGCUCUGUUUGCCGAUGGAGAAAAAGUUCUAUGCGAUUCUAUUCCUUCGAUAAAAUUGUUGAACGAUGAUUUAUGGUUGAUAUCAUCAGUUUCGCUCCAUAGAUUUCGUGGGUUAAAGAAUCUCUGUUAUUUUUCGAUCAUGGGUUCUGCAACAUUUGAGCUUACUUUUGGAGUGAGUGCUCGUUUCACUCUAAAUUCAAGAUGUUCAUCUCCAAAUUUUGAGCUGUCCACUGCGAAAUUUUCCUCCAGUUUGAAAAUUCCCAGGCUGCGAUCUCCGGCAAGCUCUGCUGCAAUCAUCUCUACUCAUAAGGGAUGUAAUUGUCGAAUAAGGGCUGUUCCUGAUGACGGGAAGGUCUCAACACCUAUACUUGAUACAAUAGAGAGUCCAAUGCACCUGAAGAAUUUGUCAUCAAAGGUACUAAUCAGAAUCUUUAUUCUUUAGAAUUCAUAAAUUUUGGAAAUGCUUGGCUCAGGAGCUGCACCAUAUGCAGGAGCUGAAACAAUUAGCCGAUGAUAUUCGAACUGAGUUAUCAUUAAUCAUGUCAGAAACUCAGAAACCCUUUAGAGCUAGUCUGGCAGUGGCAGAGCUGACAGUGGCUAUUCAUUACGUGUUCCGCUCACCUGUGGAUAAAAUAUUGUGGGAUAUGGAGGAACAUACGUAUCCUCAUAAGCUUCUUACUGGUAGGAGGUCUCUCAAGCAUUUAGUUAAACAAAUAACUACUUUAUCAAAUGGGAAAAGUCAUAUAGAGAGCAUGUAUGACCCGAUUGGAGCAGGUCAUGGAUGCAGUAGUAUAUCAGCUGGGCUUGGGAUGGCAGUGGCUCGAGACAUCAAAGGGAAGCGAGACCGCAUUGUUGCAGUCAUUAGCAAUGAAACCACUAUGGCUGGCCAGGUUUAUGAGGCAAUGAGCAAUGCAGGUUACUUGGACUCGAAUAUGGUUGUUAUAUUAAAUGAUAGUCUGAACUCCUUGCAUCCAAAGAUUGAGGAUACCUCUGCAACUCCAAUUAAUGCUUUAUCUACUACUCUAAGCAAGCUCCAGUCAAGUAAACUCUUCAGGAGAGUUAGAGAAUUUGCGAAGGCUUUAACUAAGCAAUUUGGCAGGGGCAUGCAUGAGUGGGCUGCCAAGAUUGAUGAAUAUGCACGUGGUCUCUUGGGUCCGGCAGGAUCGACUCUUUUUGAAGAACUUGGAUUGUACUACAUUGGACCUGUAGAUGGACACAAUAUUGAUGACCUUAUAUGUGUUCUGACUGAAGUGGCAUCCUUGGAUUCUAUGGGUCCUGUUUUGGUCCAUGUCAUAACUAAGGAAGAUCAACUUGUAGAAAUGAAACGCAGUCAAACUACAUCAGUUUCGAAUUCCCACCAAAGGGUCCGGCCUCCGACUCUUGGUGAAUGUUUUGUUGAGGCACUGGUUUCUGAGGCCCAGAGAGACAAGAAUAUCGUUGCUGUUCAUGCAGGGAAGGGAAUGGAUCCAUCUCUUGACUUAUUCAAGUGUAAUUUUCCUGAUAGGUUCUUUGAUGUUGGAAUGGCUGAGCAGCAUGCUGUAACAUUCUCAGCUGGCCUCUCAUGCGGGGGCUUGAAGCCAUUCUGUAUAAUUCCAUCCACCUUUCUUCAGAGAGCUUAUGACCAGGUAGUUCAUGAUGUGGACCGUCAGAAGAUUCCAGUCCGUUUUAUUAUUUCAAGAGCAGGAUUAGUCGGAUCUGAUGGUCCAACACAAUGUGGGGCAUUUGACGUUACGUUCAUGUCAUGUUUGCCAAACAUGGUUGUCAUGGCGCCUUCAGAUGAGGUUGAACUAGCUAAUAUGGUGGCAACUGCCGCUCAGAUUGAUGAUAGGCCUGUUUGUUUACGUUACCCUAAGGGUGCAGUUGCUGCUAUAAGAGAUUCUAUUUCAUGUGGAGUACCGAUCGAGAUAGGUAAAGGAAGAGUCUUGGUAGAAGGAAAAGACAUUGCGUUACUUGCCUAUGGCUCUAUGGUACAGAAUUGCCUUAGGGCUCAGUCACUUCUCUCAGAACUUGGUGUCGAAGUAACUGUUGCUGAUGCAAGAUUCUGCAAGCCACUUGACAUUGACCUUGUCAGAAGUUUGUGUAAAAAUCAUGUUUUCUUGGUUACUGUUGAGGAGAGUUCAAUUGGAGGAUUUGGAUCGCAUGUGGCGCAGUUUCUUUCGCUUGACGGACAGCUAGAUGCAGGAACUAAGGUAACUUUUCGUUAACGGCACAUUGAUUGGUUGGUAAACCUCUGUCUGGGAUUUCAUUUUAUCAGUCCUAUGUUACAACCGUAUUUUUAAAGAUCUAUAUCUUUGUGAUAGCUUCUCUUCUCACAUGUAGCAACGUCUAGACCCAUAUGGACAACUCUCUCCAGAUCCCUGCAAGCAUACUGCAAAACUAUUUGUGUUUUUAGCUUUACAGCUCGAUAGGUUUUUAAAGGUUGAAGUUCUGUUGCAUCCAUUCAUAGUUAUCGAUGACCAUGCUUUUCCUGUAUUUGCUAAUCCCUCGUCACCAUACUACCCUUUCUUAUGAGCCAUUUAUAACUUGAUAUCCAGUGGCGACCAAUUACUCUACCAGACACCUAUAUCGAGCAUGCAUCAGCUGAGGAACAACUUGCUGUGGCAGGAUUGAGUAGUAACCACAUUGCGGCAACAGCACUAAGUCUGCUUGGCCGCAACCGCGAAGCACUUCUUCUGAUGUGUUAGAAAUAUCAUGCCGCCACCUUCGUUUGGUUGGAUUAAUGUUGAUUCUUGCUCGAAAAUAUACUGUGUACAUAAAGAUCUGUCUACAUGGCUGAAGGGAAGGAAAAAUUUAGAGGCAGGUUCCUGCAGUAGAUUCUUCAAGCCUAGAUACAGUACUCCUGCAGUAGAUUUUUCAAGCCUAGAUACAGUACUUCUUGCAUUUUGUUCCGGACUCCACCUCUCUUUGAGUGUUUGAGAGACGGACACAUUUUUUAAAUUGAAUGAGAAAAGAAGCUCUGUACAUGAAUCUUUGAACAGACAAAAAUUAGAUUUGUAUAUCCUAUGGAAAAAAGUUGUGCAUUAACUUUGAUUUUGAUAUUUUUUAUGCAUUAGUAAUUCAUUUUA